Molecule: messenger RNA, 1483 nt
Organism: Gamsiella multidivaricata
Lineage: Eukaryota; Fungi; Mortierellomycota; Mortierellomycetes; Mortierellales; Mortierellaceae
Exons: 8
Coding region: 53-1459 (468 amino acids)
Molecular function (GO): FAD binding
Source: RefSeq, a predicted model, not a curated record
CUCAUCACACUUCCUCAUUCCUCAUCCCCACACCCGAUCACUUCUCUCCACUAUGGCAGACACCAGCAACACCCAACCCAAAGUACCCCAUGUCAUGAUUGUCGGCGCUGGUGUAUCGGGUCUCCUGUUCGCCAUCCUGCUCAAGAGGGCCAACAUCCCUUUCGAUAUCUACGAGCGCGCCCAGACUGUCAAGCCACUCGGUGCAAUCAUGUCACUGAACGUCAAUAUUCUCCCGGUCUUUGAGCAGUUGGGUCUGUACGACGAUUUGAUGAAGAUCAGCUUUACAAGUCCCGGCAUGCAUGUCCAUAACGAAAACCUGAAGGAGAUCGGAUAUCGCGAUAAUGACGGUAUCAAAACAAUGGCUGGAUACGACUAUAUUGUGUUUUCUCGUCCACAGUUGUAUGAUCUCCUGCUUGCCCAGCUGGAUGCAGACAAGGUUCACUUUGGAAAGAAACUGGUCUCGAUCAAGAACCUCCUCGAAGGCGUGGAGAUUCAUUGCGCCGACAACACCUCGUAUUCUGGGGACAUCCUCGUUGGUGCAGAUGGUGCCUACAGCGCUGUCCGCCAGAGCAUGUACAAGGAGUUAAGCGAGAAGAACCAGUUGCCCUUCUCAGAUACGCAGGGACUUCAGAUUGGAUACAUUACCAUGGUCGGUACCUCGGAUUCUUUGGAUGAGGAUAAGUACGCUGAAUUGAAGGACGACUUUACGCAUUUCCACUUUAUUAUCGGCAAGGGCAAACCCUAUACUUGGAGCACGUUCACUGUCCCAGGCAAAAGAAUCUGCUGGGGAGUGCAGAUCCAGCUGAAGGCUACCAGCGCAGAGGACAGGGAGUUCAAGAACACCGAAUGGGGCCCCGAAGGAAAUGAGGCCAUGAUUAAGGAGGUUUACGACUUUCCGACAACCUAUGGUCCUCUCGGCCAACUUAUUGAUGCGACUCCAAGAGAGCGUAUCUCCAAGGUCUUUUUGGAGGAGAAAAUGUUCGAGACAUGGUUCUCUGACCGCGUUGUGCUUAUUGGAGAUGCUGCACACAAGAUGCUUCCAAGCGCAGGACAAGGUGCUGUGAAUGCAAUGCAGGAUGCAGUGAUUCUUUCCAACUGUCUGUACGACAUCGCAAACGAUGCCACGCCCAAGAACAUCGCUACGGCAUUCAAGGAGUACAAGGACCAGCGGUACCCACACGUCAAGUUCCAGUUCGACUCCAGUAAACUGAUGGCUAAGGUCAUCUUUGGUCAGACCUGGAGCGAGCGACUGCUGCGCCGAAUCGUGUUUGGAUAUCUUCCCAAGUCGAUGCUGCAUCGAGACACCAUCAAGGCGGCGGCGUAUCGUCCCCAGUGUACAUUCCUUCCACUGACGCCCAGCCGCGGGACACAUCCACCACUGCCUCAAAAGCCCUCGAAGAGAUAUCAGGAGGAGCAGAGCCAGCUCAACAAGACGAGCACUGCCGCUGCCACGGCUUGAGUUUUUGUUAAGCAAAGAAAAAAC